Molecule: messenger RNA, 1578 nt
Organism: Ipomoea triloba (trilobed morning glory)
Lineage: Eukaryota; Viridiplantae; Streptophyta; Magnoliopsida; Solanales; Convolvulaceae
Product: probable E3 ubiquitin-protein ligase RHY1A
Exons: 4
Coding region: 173-1018 (281 amino acids)
Source: RefSeq, a predicted model, not a curated record
CGACAAUCACACAUGAAAGUGAUGAAACCUUAUCGCGUCUCACUGUCUUGCUCAUCCUCACGGGUCACAGCCAUCAUCCUUCUCAACGUAAUUAGAUUGGAAUUCAUUUCUUAUGCAUUUGAAUCCAUAUUAAGGAGUAGUAGGAGAAGCAGGUUUCCGGUUUCCCCGUUGCAUGACGAAAGCUUUGGAGCUUUUCCACAACCGGAGGACCCGUUUGGGUCGGAGCAUUCCCGUGAUUGAGUCCGAUCGCUCUCCCGAUCGAAUCUCUUCCCACGACAACCAUAUCAAUCGUCGCCGCAAUCACCGCCACAGCCAUAGCAGCAGUACUGAUCGCCGUGUUGACCGGAACGAUUUGAAUGGCUGCGAUAAUCCACGCCGCCCUUUCAACUCUAUCCACCGUUCCUCUUUUCCGGAGCGUGAGUCACUUUGGGUUGACCUGAGCAGUACCCCAUCAUCUUCCGGAAAUGUUAACAACAUAGAAAAUGAGUUUAGUAUUCAAGAUAGACUGAGAAUUACUAGGAAUGAAAGGCUUCCUAGUGCUGUACUACUUGCAAGGGAUAGGCUCCUUCAGAGGCUGAGAGGUGUAUCUCUAUCAGGAAACAGACAAAGUAACCGUGUUUCAGCAAGCUUCCAUAGAAGAGACUCGACAAUUGCAGACGAUUUUCAACUUACUGAUGCUAUUGACUGGGAAACUGAAAUUUCUAGGGAGUGGCAUGGACCGGACAUGUUUUCCAACUCUCUUAGACGGGAUAAGAUCAGUAGACCUCCUGGGCUAACCAAAGAAGCACUGGAGUCUCUGCACGUUAAAAUUUUCUGCAACUUGGAUUACACCAACAAAUCCGUUCCCAGUAUAGUCCAAGAGUGCAGCAUUUGUCUCGAGGCAUUUCUGGACGGAGACAAGCUAAUAUCUUUACCGUGUGAGCACAUGUUCCACGACGGCUGCUUGGUUCCCUGGGUUCAAACGUGUGGGGACUGCCCAAACUGCCGAGCAGGUAUAUCAUCUCCGUCUACUACCUAAAACACCUGCCAGUAACUCACUAGUGACAAACACUUUCUGCUCCACACGUUGUAUAGACUAUAUAGAAUACAUUUUUGUCUUUAGGUCUUUGUUGCUUUCCUUUCCUUGGUCCACACAUGUCUAGUGACCACUAAGCGCACACUAAUAGUACGAAGUAAUUACCUAGAAAGUAGGCCGUCCUCCACCUUCCCAUCUGUGAACUAGUCAACUAGAAAGUAGGCCGUCCUCCACCUUCCCAUCUGUGAACUAGUCAAUGCCAGACGAAAACCGGGAAGCAUCAGCCAACAGACAUAUGGCGUGACGAGGGGCCCCGAGUGGUGCCAUUCCAAAACCACGCAGGCCACUUUGGAUUGUUAGUGGAAUUUCUAUGAAAGUGGGGAAGGAGGCUGAUGCAAUGUUGAAAUGUAAUGUAAAUGUAAUCAAAGUAUUGUCUAAAGUCAACACUUUACCUACUAAACUUUUGGUGUCAGCCAAUUACGUUGUAUAAGCUGUAACUUUCAGUUAGGUUUCUUGGUCUGCCGUAACCUUCUUGAAAAGUCUAGAGAGAGUGGUUAGUUCCU